GUUGAAGACAAUAGAAGCACAUUGGGUUGCAACUUGUGACAGUUACCGGUGGACAACUUGUUGUGAACAUUUAUUUUUUCUUCCAAUGGGUCAGGUGGAUGGAAAUUGGUUAUUAAUCGUUGUAGGUGGUGAACGAUCAAGCAACAGGAAGCUCUUAGUGACCACG
Messenger RNA from Racocetra persica, 166 nucleotides. The record is from the annotation of a GenBank genome assembly. Lineage: Eukaryota; Fungi; Glomeromycota; Glomeromycetes; Diversisporales; Gigasporaceae.